Nerophis lumbriciformis (worm pipefish) is the source of this 522-nucleotide messenger RNA. The record is from RefSeq and is a predicted model, not a curated record. Lineage: Eukaryota; Metazoa; Chordata; Actinopteri; Syngnathiformes; Syngnathidae.
GUGAAGAUGGCGAUGAGAGCAGCGCUGCGGUGCCUCUCCGCAAACUUACCCACCGGACUUGGCAAGCUCUCGCCCGCGGCGGCUCUCCCUGCCACGCGGCUUCUGUGGUCAGCCAGGACACUGAGCACCACGGCCGCCCGCUCCGAAGCUUUAAAGUUCACAGAUAAGCACGAGUGGGUGCGAGUACAAGGUGACAUUGGCACUGUCGGUAUCAGCAAUUAUGCUCAGGAAGCUUUAGGUGAUGUGGUGUACUGCGGACUCCCAGAAGUCGGCCAAAGCCUCGAACAAAUGGAGGAGUUUGGCGCCUUGGAAAGCGUGAAGGCCGCCAGCGAGCUUUACUCGCCGCUGACUGGUGAAGUUAAGGAAAUCAACAGCGAGCUGGCAGACAAUCCCGGGCUGGUGAAUAAAGCUUGUUAUACAGAUGGUUGGCUCAUCAAGAUGACCAUAGAUAGGCCGGAUGAACUGGAGGGCCUCAUGGAUCAAGCUGCAUAUGAAAAUUUUCUCAAAUCACUGGAAUCAUAA